Molecule: messenger RNA, 2832 nt
Organism: Papaver somniferum (opium poppy)
Lineage: Eukaryota; Viridiplantae; Streptophyta; Magnoliopsida; Ranunculales; Papaveraceae
Exons: 3
Coding region: 1-2832 (943 amino acids)
Source: RefSeq, a predicted model, not a curated record
AUGUGUAGGCUUGAUAGAUUUUUGCUCUCUCCUUCCUUUGAACUCAAAUUUCCUCUUGCCUCUCAACUUGCAAAACCUAGACCAACUUCUGAUCAUAUUCCUUUAAUUCUUGAUCUCUCUGAUUCUUCUUGGGGAUCUAGCCCGUUUAGAUUUGAGAUUCUUUGGUUUUUGGAAAAUGGCUUUGUGGAAAUGUUGGAAAAUUGGUGGAACUCUUUCUGUUUUACAGGUACACCCAGUGAGAUUUUUUGGUUAAAGCUAAAAGAACUGAAAGGUUUACUCAGGGUGUGGAACAAAGAUACUUUUGGCCAUACAACAACCAAACUACAAAAUAUUUUUUCUGACAUUCAAGUGAUAGACAGUGUUUCUGAAAGUGUUUGCUUGUCACAAGAUCAAGUCAAUGCAAAGAUUAGUCUACAAGAUGACUUUGAGAAAGUGACUCUUAUGGAGGAGACUGAUUGGAGGAUUAAAUCAAAAUCUAAGUGGAUCAAAGAAGGAGAUAGGAACACUGCUCAUUUCAUGAGAAUUGCUGCUGCAAAAAGGAGGUACAACAGAAUUAGACAAUUGUACAUAGAUGGAGUUAUGAUAUCUGACAAAACAGUUUUGCAGGAACAUAUUGUAGCCUUUUAUAGAACUUUAUUUACUGAAGAGAUGCUCAUAAGACCUGAAUUAGAGGGCAUUAAUUUUGAUCAAAUCAACUCUGAAGAGGCAACCAUUCUUGAGAGUAAUUUUACUAAAGAUGAAGUUUAUUCAGCAAUCAAAGAUUUGGGCAAUGAUAAAGCUCCUGGUCCAGAUGAUUACCCUAUUUUGUUCUUCUUCAAUUAUUGGAAGUUCUUGAAACAUGACUUAAUGGCAGUAGUACAUGAGUUUUGUACAAGUGGAAGAAUAGAUACAAGGCAUAAUUCAACUUUUAUUGCAUUGGUUCCUAAAAGAGAUAGUAUUGAAACCAUAAAAGAUUGUAGGCCUAUAUUUUUGCUAACUAGUGUUUACAAAAUUAUAUCAAAAGUUCUUGCUACAAGAUUAAGCUUAGUUAUGGAUAAACUUAUCUCACCGGUGCAGUGUGCUUACAUUCAAGGAAGACAAAUUAUAGAUGGUACUCUCAUAGCUAAUGAGAUGGUAGAUUCAAGAAUAACCCCAGGUGUUCCUGGAUUAAUAUGCAAAAUUGAUCUAGAGAAGGCAUUUGACAGAGUCAGUUGGUUUUUUUUGGAAAAGAUGUUAAAAAAGAUGGGUUUUGGUGAUCAAUGGUGUAAAUGCCUGAGAUUCUGUUACUCAACAGCUUCCUUCUCUGUUCUUAUUAAUGGUACUUCUUUUGGGCACUUCAAUAGCUCUAUAGGGGUAAGAAAAGGAGAUCCUCUAUCUCCUCUUCUCUUCAACAUUGCAAUGGAGGGAUUUUCUAGGUAUUUAGACAGAGUUGCUGAAAUGGGUCAGUUCAAUGGCUUUUCAAAUGUGCACAAUGGAAUUGUCAUCAAUCAUCUUCAUUAUGCAGAUGACACAAUCUUUUUUCUAAAUUAUUCAAGAGAUGAAUUACAUAAUUGGUUUUCUUCCUUGAAGUGCUUUGAAUUGAUCGCAGGAUUGAAAAUAAACACAUCAAAGAGAAGAAUUAUUCCAAUUGGGGAUUGUCAAGACUUACAAGCUUGGGCAAUGGAGUUAGGUUGCAUUACUGAUAAGCUUCCUUUUAUAUAUUUGGGCAUGCCACUUGGAGCUAAAGCAAAUUCCAAAGCUAUAUGGGAUCCUAUUCUCAACAAAUUUGAUGUCAGGCUUUCUCAUUUGAGCAAAAUUUCAGUUUCCAAGGGAGAAAAUGAGAAAUUUCUUAUGGGUAGUUCUAAAACUUCUCAUUUGGUAAAAUGGAGUUUGGUGCUUGCUGAUAAGAGUAGAGGAGGUUUAGGUGUUUUAAAUCUGAGGCAAAUGAACAUUGCAUUACUUGCAAAGUGGGUCUGGAGAUUUGGUGUGGAGAAAGAUCAGCUUUGGUGCAGGAUAAUAGCUAAGAAACAUGGCUCUAUGUCUUCUUAUUGGUUACCUGGUAGAGUAACAAAUUCUUCUGGUAUUUCUUGUUGGAAAAUUAUUGUUGAAACCAGUCAGCUGAUCAAUUUGUAUGUUUCUAUUAAUAUUCACUCUGGUUCAAGGGUUUCUUUCUGGUUUGACAAAUGGAGUGGAGAUGAGUCUUUAUGUACUUCUUUUCCUGAAUUGUUCAGAUUAGCUAAAGAUAAAUAUAGUUCAGUUGCUGGUCAUAUUUCUAAUGGAAGUUGGGCUUUUGAUUUUAAAAGAAGAUUGCUGGUAGAUGAAGUUAAUAAGUUUGCGGUUUUACUUCUUAGGAUUGGUUCCACACCUCCAACUCUGAAUGGCUCACCAGAUACAAGAAGAUGGACUUUGGGAAAUAAUGGAGUGUUCUCCGUUAAAACACUUUAUUCUCAGUUGAUUAAGUCAGAUGGUGUUACCGAUUUUCCUUUCAAGUUUGUAUGGAACUUCAAAAUACCACCAAAUCUAGUUUGGUGUGCAGUGCAUAGCAGACUCAACACCAAAGCUAUGCUUUUGCAUAAGGGAAUGGUACUAGACAUUGACUGUGUUAUGUGUGGAAACUUUGAAGAAUCUGCAAAUCACCUUCUUCUUCAUUGCAAGGUUUACAAUUCAGUUUACUGGAACAUGAUCCCAGCAUCUAUAGUCUGGGUCAUUUGGGCAGAACGAAAUGCGCGCACUUUUGAAGAGAAACACAUUUUCAAAACUGAUUUGGAUCUAAUCAUUGAAGCCAAAUCAUUAGUAACUUCCUGGGCAAGAUCUUUUGGUCAUCAAAAUGUUACGGUAGCUGACAAUUGGGAUGCAAAUUUUCACCAAAUGUAA